Diabrotica virgifera virgifera (western corn rootworm) is the source of this 7597-nucleotide messenger RNA. Its product is annotated as carboxypeptidase D-like. Gene Ontology annotation, cellular component: cell surface. Gene Ontology annotation, biological process: proteolysis. Gene Ontology annotation, molecular function: metallocarboxypeptidase activity; zinc ion binding. The transcript has 7 exons. Lineage: Eukaryota; Metazoa; Arthropoda; Insecta; Coleoptera; Chrysomelidae. The record is from RefSeq and is a predicted model, not a curated record. The coding region runs from base 95 to 1549 and encodes 484 amino acids.
UCUUAAAAUUAAACCACAAGCAUUGAUUACCAGCUUGUUGUGAGUUCGGAGGUAUUUAGUUAAGUUCGACAGAGCACGUUUAACUAACGGUUCAAUGAUGAAGUUAAUGAUUCUGAGCGUUGUCGUAGUUUGUUUAGUUUCCUCAGCUGAAUGUAAAAUCGAAUUCAAAUAUCAUAAGAAUCCAGAAUUAGAAGAUGUUCUUAGAUCAUUAGAAGAGAAAGGAAGAAAGGUUUUGGAGACGCGUUUAUACACGAUCGGAAAUUCUUCCAGUAUAACAAAUCCAGUACCUUUGUGGGUCUUGGAACUAACUGCGGCGAACAAGUCACAAUAUGGCGUUCCAAAUGUGAAAUUGGUUGGCAAUAUGCACGGGAAUGAAGCUGGAGGAAGGGAGAUUUUAUUACACUUUAUAGAGUAUUUGAUAGAUCAAUACAGCCAAAAGAAUGCAACAGUGAGAUGGCUUCUUGAAAACACCAAAAUCCACGUAAUUCCAACAUUAAAUCCCGACGGAUUUGCUAGUGCUGGCAGUGCUGUUUGUGAAGCAACUACAGGCAGAUACGUUGUAGUCGAUGGUAGCAAAAUCGAUUUAAACAGAGACUUUCCCAACUACUUUAUGGACAGUCCCGAUCAAGAACAAGCAUUGGAGACGAAAGCAAUAAUCAGAUUAAUGAACGAGACUAAAUUUAUAUUGUCUGCAGCACUUCACGAAGGCGCCCUAGUUGCCAACUACCCUUACGAUCUCAAUCCUGAACAUUAUGAGAGGGAAUUUGUAACACCAGAUGACGACGUAUUCAAAUUUUUAGCAAAGACUUAUUCAGACAACCAUCCACAGAUGCACAAAGAAGUAAACUGUUCUGGUGUCACAGCAAAAUUUGAACAUGGUAUCGUAAACGGAGCUGAAUGGUAUCAAUUUGUAGGUGGUAUGGGAGACUACAACUACAAUUACCAUGGAUGUAUGGAAGUUACUUUGGAAUUAUCCUGUUGCAAAUACCCUCCAAAAGAAAAUCUUCCACAAUUAUGGGACGAUAAUAGAGAGUCACUUUUGGCGUAUUGUAUGCAAGCCAAUAGAGGAGUAACAGGAAGAAUAGUGGAUUUCGAUACACGUAAACCUAUAGAAGCUACAUUAAAGAUAGAAGGUAGGGAUACGGUAAAGGUAUUCCAGGAGUACAAACAAAUAUAUUUUAAAAGUUGGAGUAAAACUGGAGAAUUUUGGAGGCUUUUGUUACCUGGGACUUAUGUAUUAAAAAUUGAAGCAGAAGGUUACUAUCCGACAACCAAGAGGUUUGAAGUAAAAGACUAUAAACCUUUCCCACAACUCACCUUUUUGAACAUAUCCCUCCUACGCAAUACAGUACCCACAACGACCCAUGUUCCUCCUAAGGAGAAAACGAGUUCGAUUCCAAUCAUAAACCUGACAUCACGUUUUAGUGAUAAGGGAGAUGUGGUAGUAACGUCAGUCCAAGAAUCUAAAGUCGCACUUGCUGCGGUUCAGAAUAAAUACAGCAUCAUAUUGCUGGUGAAUCUGGUUGUUCUGUUGGUUCAUCUAACGUGAAUAACGAACUGUUAAGCCGGGGUCCGAUAGAGUGUGGCGUGGUACUCUUCAUCAGUUUAGGUAGGCAAAGAGAAAUGGAGAAUAUAUAACAGUGAACAGAAUAACAGAAAAUAGAGCAAUAUUUACUUUUUGAUAAGUUCGGUCGGACCAUUCCGAUGGAGAUUUUCCCCUCGAGUAUCGAGAAUACAUCACCAGUGUUGGCUGUAGUAAUUUUAGUAAGUUGGUUAAUUCAUACACAACGUCGUUAGACCACUCCAUAGUAAAAUUACCACGGCACUGACCAUACCAGUCCCUAGCUGAGUUGGAAUAAGGGUCUGCAUCAGCUUCUGACUUCCUUUAUUCUUCUUCUUCAGGUGCCAUCUCCGCUACAGAAGUUGGUAAUCAUCACAGCUAUUUUAAUUUUUGAGGCAGUAGCUCUAAAUAGUUGUUUUGAGCUGCAUCCAAACCAUUCUGUCAGGUUCUUCAGCCAUGAAAUUCGUUUUCUUCCGAUGCUUCUUCUGCCAUCUAUCUUUCCGUGCAUUAUGAGUCGUAAGAUGCCAUACUUCUCGACCCGCAUCACAUGUCCGAAAUACUGUAGCUUUCUUUCUUUAAUUGUAAGUUCAACUUGCUUCUCUUUACCUAUUCUUCUCAGUAUUUCAUUGUUCGUAACUCUAUCUACCAGGAAACUCUCAUAAUUCUUCUAUAGGUCCACAUUUCAAAGGCGUUAAGUCAUCUCAUUGUCUCUACAUUUAACGUUCACGAUUCCACUUCAUAGUAUAGUACACUGUAUACGUAACAUUUUGUUAGGCAAGAGCUAAUGUUAAAUCUUUGCUACAUAGGACCUUUUUCAUUUUCAUAAAAUGAGAACGUGCUUUUUCGAUUCUGACUUUGAUUUCUGCAGUGUAGUCAUUAUUUUCUGUUAUAAGUGUUCCAGGAUAAAAUGUACUUUUUUACUCUUUCGAUCUGCUGGCCCUUUACUAUCAAUAUUUCGUUAGUAUUAUGGUUGUUUUUACUAAUUUUCAUAAACUUUGUCUUUUUGAUAUUGAGAGAGAGUCCGUACUCCCUACUACACCUUACUAUUUUACUCAUGAGUCUUUCCAGGUCUUGUAAAGACCUAUUAUUACUGUAUCACCUGCAUAUCUGAUGUUGUUAACUAAGACUCCAUUUACUCUUAUGCCGAUUAUUUCAUCUUCAAGAAUUUCUUGCAUUACCUCUUCAGAAUAAGCGUUAAAUAAUAGAGGUGAUAGUAUGCAGCCUUGCCUGACUCCUCUCUUUAUUUCCAUUUCUUCAGAUAUUUCUUUUUCAAUUAUUACUAUUGCUCGCUGAUUGACUUCCUUUAAACUGUGUUAAUUUACCGAUAAACGAUGGGAAACUUCGCGCCGAUCCACUCCGGCCAUAAAUAGAGGGUUUGGUCUUAGCCUAAGGAUAGUAAAUAACAAUUUUUUUUUUAUUUAGAAAGACAAAGUCGCAUCCACCCGAAGGUUAUUAGCGACAUUUCUGUAACAUUUGUAACAAUAUUAAAUCAAAAAUUGGUAAAAAUGAAUUACAAUUUGUAUACGAUUAAAUCUUUGGAUCAAUAAUUGGAUUCCACGCACUAACACUUUAUUUUUGAAAUGAACUUUUAGAUCGCUAGCGACACUCCGACACUCUCUUUCUGAUGCAUCAUUAGUGAUAGCGUUACGCGCACUAGUAUCUGCUUGUUCAUAUUUCCUUCAAUGCCUAUGUGGGAUGGUAUCCACAGGAAGUGGAUUCUUCUGAAACUUUCUUCAGCUUCCAUUAGUUCGGCCUUGGUGCUUUUCUCAAUGGGGUGUUUAUGGUAUAUAUUUUGCAUAGCUUUGACUGUGCUAAGGGAGUCGGAAAGGACUGGGCAACACGGCAAGGGAGGUUUUUAAUAUAUACAUAGUUUGAUGGCUUUAAACAAACCAAAGAGCAUCUGCAGUAUAGAUGCUGGAAUUCAGAGACAGAUGUAGGAGCAUAACAAGGCGAUGAAAAAUUCCAUCAAUAUUCUUUUGGAGUAGAAACUUGAAUCUUAAUGUUGGCUUAAUUGAGAUGUGUCACUUUCCCAGUCUGACGCCUCACUGCCAAGAUAACUAUUAAUUUUUUUCUUUGUAGAAGUGAAUUUUCGUUUUAUGGAUCUUUCCUUUAAAUGGGGGUAAACUAGACUGAGCAUAUGGGACAAAGCUGAUAGGUCUGUGGUAUAUUCUUGAAUUGUGGUUAUAGGAUCUGUUGAUCCCGUGAUAUUCAUUAGGAGGAUGUUAAGUUGAUCAAAGUUUAGAGGGAAAGGUAGAGGGUGAUUUUCUAUGAAGUUUUUAGCAGAGUCAAGUAAGAGAGAAAAUGAGCAUUCAGAAGUGCUUGCUGAACUAAUUUUAGCUUUUUUAGAUUUUGCUUGGACUUUAGGUGGUGGAAAAAUGUUACAUUCUUUUGAAGAUGGAUCUGCUUCAGGUGAAAUAAUUUCAUCAAAGUUACGUUUUGGUUGAUUAAUUAUGUGACUGUCCUUAUUUGAUGCAUCUUCUUUGUUCGGUAUCUCCGGGACAUUGAAAAUAGACAUUUGUUCAAACUGAGAAGGGUUUGUAUCAUUUGGUGCUUGCAAAGAUAUAUUUGUUGCGCUGGAUACCGAUGCUUCAUUGUUUUGGUGGGGGUUUAGUUGAGCUAGUGGUUCGGAGCACUGUGAUGCAAUGUGACCUGGCUUCUUGCAUCUAAAGCAAAUUAAACUGUCUUGAGAGAUGAAUAUUCUAUAUAUCGUGUUGUCAAAAACAAGAGUAAAUGACUCUGGUAGUGUUAGACUGUGAGGACUGAUAUAGAUUUGUCUUCGAAAACUAAGGAUGUGAUUGAACUCAGGCAUAGAAGUACUAAUUUUGAGGAAUGUCAUGGGGGAGACAGGAACUAUGCCGAUUUUUUGUAACUCAUUGAUUAGCAAGUCGUGCGAUAUUGAAGGACAUACGCCGGAGAGCACAAGUCGUUCCGCUGGUGUAACUAACCUUCUUGCUCUGACAAUUUCACCUUAUAUUUCUAUUUGACCAUAAUUAUUCAUAAAAUCAUCCACUAUUUGUUUAUUGGAUAAAUACAUACAGAUUAUUAGAUAAUCUAGAAGAGAAGAUUAUAUUUUUCGGUUGAAUUAUAUUUCCAAGUGGGAGAAGGUAGUCUUGAAGUUUGGUGUUUUCUAAGGCACAAAAGAUAAUUGCUUGGGACUUUAAAGGAAAUUGCACUCUCGACGCUGCCAAAGAGUAUGACUGUGAUGCGUUUAUUUGACUUUGAUGGUCUUGUAUUGUAGAACUGUUGUGGGAUUCCAUGUUUGAAUUCAUUUCGAUAAACGUUAAGUGAAAAGUAAGUCCGACCCUGUACACCUGCUAAAACAGGUGUAUCAGUCUUUACUAAAAGCGGUUGUUUUGCUGGUAAAACUGGAUUUGUGUAUUGACAACAAUAACAAAUAAUUGCAAUUUGCUGACUUUAAUGCUAAUUUUACUGGAUAUUAUGUAAAGAGUUUGUACACUUACAGUUUAUUUCAAUAUAUCACUGAGAUUCACAUUUUAUAACUUAUGUUAAACUUUGUUAAUAUUAAAAAUAUUCGGAGCCCACAUUGAAUACAACAUUAUAGUUAUCGAUGCAGGAUCGGUCUCCAAUAACAAAUUUUGAGGCAAAUACUGCAAUUUUCACUUUGUGUUGAUUCCCGUCUUUAGUUUUGAUCUUUUUCUAUUACAUAUUUUCUGUUUCUCUUGGCUUGCCAUGCCACAUACUGUUGGAUCUCAGCUUUAUGUAGUACAAAUGAUUGAAAUGAAGAUUUUUGAUGAUACUCAUCGAAACAGUUCAGGGGUUUAUAAAGAGACUUUUAAGCGAAAAGUGCCGUUGUAGUUUGAAGUUGUUGACUUAUUUUUAAAUAUAGGAUAUUUUCAGGGAAGUAAGUUUUUCUGGGGACUUUAAAUAAUCCAGGUAUUUAACGAGUUUUUAGUUAAUAUACAGGGUGUGGCAUUAGUGUGAGUAAGUCGAAUUACUGAUUUGUCGUAAGAGAUAUGAACAAAAUUGUUAAGGUAAAAGUUGGGGUAUAGAUAGGACCAUACUUUAAAAAUAUUUUCAAAUAUAGAGGGCCAGCCAUACUGACAGGGUGGAACAUACUGUUCUUUUUUUAUUUGAACAUCUCUCAUCUCUCCUCGUUUUUUAAUAUAAGGUUUUACCCUGUUAAACGAGGAAAUUUAAAAGAUAAUUACGUUUUUUUAUUAAGUGGGGGUAUGGUUUGAAAUAUUUAAUUUCUUUUAUUAUUUCAAAUAAAAGUGCAUACUUUUAAGAAUACUCUCUGAAAAUUUCAGAUUGAUCGGAGUAAAAUUACCAGAGAUACAGCGUGUUGAAUAUCUCUACCUUCGACUCGCUUUGCCGCGACUUCGCGCCGGCAAGCUUGAGCGUAGUGAGAAACGUUAAACAACUGUUCGCCUUCUCUUUUGUAGAUUACUCCGCGAUUCAAAAAACAUAUUCCAAUGUGCAUCACUUUACGAUUUGGCAGACAAAUAAGAAGAUAAAGAUGCACUUGUCAAAACUUUUAACGGAUUUUUUUCAAAAGUGCUUUUUUAAAUGCGGUGGACAUUGUAACUGAAAAACUACUUGACCCAUCUACCUGAAAUUUUGCAUAUAUUUUCUUUAGACAUUUCAUGAGGUAACAACGUCGAGAUAUUUUUCGUUUUGUGCCUAUUUUUUGUUCAACAAUCAAAAAUCUGUUGAUUUUCACAAAAUUUUUACCAAAAAUUUCGUAUUUUUGGUUUCUGAGUGAUACCAAAAAUUCAAAAAUAAUUAAAAAUAAAAAAAACUCGACGUUGUUACUCGUGAAACUCAUAAGCUAAUUAAAUACCUAAUUUUGAAUUUUUUGUUUCGUAUAAUCCAGUGACGAGUUCUGAUGCCCACCGCAAAAUCCAUUUUUUUUGAGCUGCCUGUCAAAAUUUGUCACCAAUGGCUUAUUUUUUAAUAUUUAGGAUUGCAUUUUUUUUAAAUAUUCUUUGAAUUGUACUUAAUAUGUUUAUUUAAUUUAUAAAAUAAUUCUACCAUUGCUUCGAAAAAAAUUCACAAAAAUGUGCUUGAUAUGUUUAUUUCAAAACAUGCCCCCCUUAAUUUCGUAGCAAUUUUAACACCCUAUAAAAUUGUAGAGAUUUAACAUCAAAACAUCUAUUCAUAUAUUUAGUUUUUAAAAAAUGACUAGAAUCUUUUAUAAAAGGUAUAUUUGUUAAAAUUCCCUAAAAAGGGCUACAUCACAGAACUAGUUUUCGAUUGGAUGACCGAUCAUCAUCAGUGCUGACGUGAUUCUAACAUGCUAACCACCAAAAUACAAAAAUAUAUGGGUAAAAACAAAAAUAUAUGGCCACUUGCUAUCAUCUAGUCAACAUGUGAACAAGUCAAUUUUGGGCUCAAAUGGUACCUCGAGCAUAAUACAUGGGAUAUUUUGUACAUCCAUGUUUAAGUUCACGAAUUUUAUCUAUAUUUCCAUGACGGAUCAAUUUUAAAGGGUUUUUACCCAUAUAUUUUUUAUUUUUGUGGUUAGCAUGUUAGAAUCACGUCAGCACUGAUGAUGAUUGGUCAUCCGAUCGAAAACUAGUUUUGUGAUUUAGCCGUUUUUAGGGAAUUUUAACAAAUAUACCGUUUAUAAAGGAUUCUAGUCGUUUUUUGUAAUAUAUGGUAUGCAGCCAACUACAGGAAAACUUUUUCUUCGUGGAUAUUUUAUUUUGGUAUACAGGGUUGGUCGAAACAUGGAAUGAGUAUUUUCUGAGUUUUCUUAAAUGGAACACCUUGUAUUUUACUUUUAGUAUUGUAAAGAAGCUAAUUGCUUUAAUUUGUGAGUUAUUCGUGAUUCUUUGAGGUUAGCCGUGAAGCGCGAGAUCUCAAUUUCUUUAUCGCACAGGGCCGCAACCAGACGUAUAUGACUCACAACAAUAUUAACUAAAUAAACUUGUUAGAUAGGUACUCGGAUUAUUAAAAAUCCAUAUAUUUUUUUAAUAAUAUCCCCAAACUACUUACUUUAUGUUACACUUAUAUUAAAAUACUACCAAUUGUUUAUGUUAGUACCUAUUAAAAAAAUAAAUACAAUGAUCUGUU